AUGACAACUACGAGACAAGCGAGACCACUGGGAUUGCUGGAAAAAUAUCAAUUGUCCAAACAUUUGCUCAAUGCUUACGGCAGUGUUGUCUUUUCAGCUGAACUGGAACAUCCAAUAAGAGAAGUUCAAGAGGACAUGAAGCAGUUUUACGUAGCUUGGUUCUUGCCUGCACUAAAAAAACUAAUCGAGAAGCAUUCAGCACUCAGUUUAGUCGUGCGAGAUGCAUACACAAGUAAUCCUCGCUUAGAGAUCCUGAAUAGCAUUAAUUUGUCUGAUGUUUUGGAAAUAUCAUUUGAAGACUCAACCAUUGAAAAGCUUACUCAGGAACAGUGCUCAAGAGAUUUUGAUCUGAACGCGCUCACUCCACUCUGGCAACUAAAGGUUGUACCUCUGAGUCAGAGUCGCUGUUUAGCAGCACUUGCAUUGAAUCAUAUCAUUGGCGACGGCAAUAGUCUCCGUGUGUUUUGGAUGGAACUCUUGGAAGCGUUGGAGUCACAUGAUCAGGGCAAGGGCGUAAAUAAUCAGAUUAUACAAACGCCAGAACAUUUGGAAGCGCCUUUGACUCUUGAAUCAUGUGGCCUACCUUCUCCAUCAGUUUUAACAGACGCCUUGCCUGUUUUAGCCAAAGGUUACCUCGAAUCUGUGUCUCAUACUCUACUCGGAGAUACCGAAUGGAGAGGCGAUUUCCCUGCUGUCGAUGGAGAAGCACACAACACAGAAAUCAAGAUGAACAAGAUAAGCCGAGAAAAGUGGAAAAAGAUACUAGCAGAAGCCAAGAAGCGUCAAAUAUCUGGUCAUGCCAUUCUUCAAACUCUUCAUGCCUUGGUAUGGGCUACUCUUUAUUCUGAUUCUAAAUGGACUACCAUAUGCAUGCAUACACCCAUUAAUUGUCGUCCCUUAUGUGACCCGCCUAUUCCUCAAACACAAAUGGGAAAUUUUGUAGGCUCCUAUGAAAGUCAAUGGUCAUUAAAGCAUCUUGGACGAGCGAUUGCAGUCGAUGACGAUAAGCUGGUUUGGUCAAUGGCAAAGAAAUACUAUGAUAAUUUACAAAAGAACAAGAUGAAUUCAGUCAAACUUUCAUUACUGCUAAGCUAUUUACCAGAGUUCCCUACAUCCUAUUGUGAUUUCUGGACAUCAAAACGGAAAUAUGCCAUGAAGAGAAAAGGAGGAAUUGAACAUUCAGACUUGGGUAAAAUGGAAUGGACAGGCACACGUUGGAGAUUAGUAUCAAUGUAUUUCUGUCAGAGUGCUCAUACAUAUAGUUGUGCUCUUGAGAUACAGUCUAUAUGCUUAAAUGGUGAAUUAUAUUAUACCCUUUCCUGGCAAAAGAAUGCAUUGGAUAAAGAUAAAAUAGAUGCAUUUAAUAGAGUGCUUGAUCACUUGGUGGACAAGAUAGCAAAAUAA
Molecule: messenger RNA, 1404 nt
Organism: Rhizopus microsporus ATCC 52813
Lineage: Eukaryota; Fungi; Mucoromycota; Mucoromycetes; Mucorales; Rhizopodaceae
Exons: 1
Coding region: 1-1404 (467 amino acids)
Source: RefSeq, a predicted model, not a curated record